Messenger RNA from Mercenaria mercenaria, 1937 nucleotides. RefSeq lists its product as uncharacterized. The coding region runs from base 524 to 946 and encodes 140 amino acids. NCBI's taxonomy places the organism in Eukaryota, Metazoa, Mollusca, Bivalvia, Venerida, Veneridae. The record is from RefSeq and is a predicted model, not a curated record. The transcript is spliced from 3 exons.
UCAAGGCAGCAUUUAAGUUUAAAUUAAUUCAUGUUGUCUGUAGCUAUCUACAGUGCCAGUCAUGCAAUGGAACUGUGAUUUAGAACUUUGAGAAUUAUAUAAUUUAAAGUUUAUAUUGAUAUGUGAUUUAUUAUAUAAUUACAUUAAAUACCCGUUUAUAUCCCUUUUAGUUAAGGCUAGCAAAGAAAUCCGGGCUGUUUAUCCGUGCGGUUUUUGUUGAAACUUAAUCUUUUUACUGAGACAUUGAAACAAAAACGUGCAUUUAAAUUUCUUUUCGAAAUUCGGACAAGGUUUGUCAUCUAGACAAAUAUAUCCACUUUGGAUCACAUUGAAAUGCAUCUACGUCUCGUUUGUAUGUUUCAUACAAUGUUUGGAACUCUUCGGAGCAAUAAAGCUAAUUUGUUGUUAUAACUUGUUCGUCUUUGAAAUUUUUACAUCGAUGUUUCAUGGUUCAAAUGAUUCGAGAAAAAAAAAUGUGAAUUGUAAGUGGAUUCUAUGAAACUGGAGUUCAAGUAUCAUCAGUAUGUUUACAGCAGGCACAAGUCUUCAAGUAAUAUUACUUAUAUCAUGCUGUCAGUUCUGCUCAACACUCUUCUACACGAAUAGCCGUGAAAAUGACUACCCUAGAAUUGGAAAAAGAGUUGAAUUAUACGAAGUGUUAAAAAGAGAGAACUCAUUUCCAAAAUAUUCAGAAACUUAUUCACAGGGCGUACAGCAUAUUAAGAAGUUAAGUGACUUUGCGAAUGAAGAAAAUUCUUUGGAUAUACGGGCAAACGAACACUCAAUAUUUGGAGAGUUAGGACAGGAUAGAAACCAUAGGCCAAUAUUAAUUGCUGUACAGCAAAAAUCGCCAAACAAUAAUAGACACAACAUGGAAACUGAUGAGGCCGAUGACUUUUUGGAAUUGUUUCAACGGAUUGAUCCGGAAUUGGACGAUAUAUCAUGAAACGAGAUAAAAGUAGUGGCUAAGAAAUUAAUGCUUCUCUGAAGAAAUUAAUUGUUUUCACUUACUCUUUUAAAUUGCAGAUUUCUUAAAUUUACCGAUUAAAGAAUGUAUUACAAAUUUGUACUUUCAAAAUUAUUUUCUGAAUUUGUACUUUCGAAAUUGUUUUCAAAAUAGUUUUCUGGACUUGCAUUUUAGCAUUGUUACUGAAUCUUAUUUUAAAACUUUAAAUCUGUUCUUUGAAAACUUAUAAAGCCAGAUCCGUCUUUUUGAAUGUUGAUUCGACAUUAAGCCUAGUGAAGAAUGUUUUUAGAUCAAACGAAUAUCAAUAUUCAUAUUUGCGCCCUUGUUGGGGUGAGCAAGAUUGUGAAUAUACUGCAUAAAAUAUCCGUGAUAUCUGAGCUACUGACCAUCUCAGCAGUGUUUGAAUCUUGUAUAUCUAGAAACAACAAUAAUUGAUUUUACAACCAGUGUUCCUGCUUUAUUUUUCACCAAAAUAUAGAAACUAUUCUCUUGUUUCAUAGUUAUCAGGUUCAAUCUUUGGCCAGCAACAUGCUAUCGAUGACAGUCACUAUUUGGCACGUGUAAAAAUAAAUAAACAACUUGAAAAUAUUGCCAAAAAGUAAUUUAGACCAAACAUAAGCCUUUAAAUUAUUUUGGCAUACCAAAAUGGAACAUAAUUAAAGCUUUUAAAGAAAAUAUAAUGCGUUUGUUUUGUUAAUUAAUGCGCACAUCAGAAGUUAGUUUGAGUUGAUAUUUUACAUAGAUACAGUAAUAUUCAAUGGUAUGUGGUGUUUUAAGUAUUGCUAAUUUCUCCAACAUACCAAACAUCACUUUCACCUGUUCAAACAUAUUGCGGGAAUGCUUUAAAUCUGUAAUCACUGGUUCAAAAUAUUUGACCUAGAGUCUAACAUCGAGUAGAUAUUCUUGAAUAUAACAACAGGAAUCUUUAAUUGAAGUAUGGCAAUCGAAGAAUGUCUCUUAGUCCUUGGAC